GAGCUGAUGAUCAAGACCGGCCAGGAGUUCGACAUGAAUCCCAAGACGUUCACUCUGGCUGGCAUAUUCAACAUGAAGCUCUACCGUUUCUCUGCACUUAUUAAUGAGAUUGUGAUGGCAGCAACCAAGGAGAUGAGCAUUGAAAAGGUCUGAGAAUAGAGUUCAUUCAGACAGCAACAGCAAAUUAUAUCUAUUUGGAUUUAGCUCAUUAGAAUCUUAUGAAUAUCAACCAGACGUAGUAAAAUUAAUUAAAAAUUUUUUAAAUUUUUUUUAUAAAAGUAUCGACUGGCUACAAUGCAACUGACAAAUUUUGCAACUGAAAUUUAUUUCCAAAUAGUACAGCUUUUAUAAAAUAUCUGAUGCCCCAACUAUCCCCCUCCAGCUCAUUUGACCUAUAGGGCAGCUGUUUUCAAUAUUUUACUACUAAAUCACACCAAAGACUAUUAUUUAAACUACUAUUACACACCAUUCAAGUAUUAAAAAAAAAUGUUGUCUGCUUCUGUGAUGAGUAGUGUGCAAGAAAAUUGUUCUUAUCUUCUUAUAAGAUUAGAUUGACUGUAUGGUAUGUUCCAUCUUAUCUUCAUAAUUAGAUUAGAUAGACUGUAUGGUAUGUUCCAUCUUAUCUUCAUAAUUAGAUUAGAUAGACUGUAUGGUAUGUUCCAUCUUAUCUUCACAUUAGAUUAGAUUGACUGUAUGGUAUGUUCCAUCUUAUCUUCAUAAUUAGAUUAGAAAGACUGUAUGGUUUGUUCCAUCUUAUCUUCAUAAUUAGAUUAGAAAGACUGUAUGGUAUGUUCCAUCUUAUCUUCAUAAUUAGAUUAGAAAGACUGUAUGGUAUGUUCCAUCUUAUCUUCAUAAUUAGAUUAGAAAGACUGUAUGGUAUGUUCCAUCUUAUCUUCACAUUAGGUUAGAUUGACUGUAUGGUAUGUUCCAUAUUAUCUUCAUAAUUAGAUUAGAAAGACUGUAUGGUAUGUUCCAUCUUAUCUUCAUAAUUAGAUUAGAAAGACUGUAUGGUAUGUUCCAUCUUAUCUUCAUAAUUAGAUUAGAAAGACUGUAUGGUUUGUUCCAUCUUAUCUUCAUAAUUAGAUUAGAAAGACUGUAUGGUAUGUUCCAUCUUACUUUGCAAGUAAAAUGUUUUUUCACUUUGAUUUUUUAAAUAAAAAUUUUGUUAUACCUAGGAACACCUUCUCAAUAGAUUUCUCCUCCUUGAUUUCACUAGUUUCUAUCUUAGUGAUAUCUUAAAAGUCUAGUAAUAACACAUUUAAUCUACCGAUGUGAGGCUUACAUUCUGUGCCCUUGAAUGAAGUCAAAAUGAAAACAAAAUUGCACUUUGUUUCCCAGGGUAUCAGUGAUGUGGAGGAGAUGUGGAAAAAAUCCAAGUUCAUUGUCUUGCCAUUCAUCAAAGGGAACAGAAAAUCGCACAUUCUGGGGCCGGUUGAUGAGAUCAUGCAAAACCUGGAUGACUCAGGG
Messenger RNA from Lymnaea stagnalis (great pond snail), 1467 nucleotides. The record is from the annotation of a GenBank genome assembly. NCBI's taxonomy places the organism in Eukaryota, Metazoa, Mollusca, Gastropoda, Lymnaeidae.